Molecule: messenger RNA, 724 nt
Organism: Centropristis striata (black sea bass)
Lineage: Eukaryota; Metazoa; Chordata; Actinopteri; Perciformes; Serranidae
Gene: mrpl33
Product: mitochondrial ribosomal protein L33
Exons: 4
Coding region: 33-317 (94 amino acids)
Biological process (GO): translation
Cellular component (GO): mitochondrion; ribosome
Molecular function (GO): structural constituent of ribosome
Source: RefSeq, a predicted model, not a curated record
UUAAGAGGUCCCGGAAGUGCUUGUUAAACCGGAUGUCCAGACUUCCCAAUGUGACUUACCCUGGCAAACACUGUUUUGUUUUGCAUGCUGUCUUCGUUAAGUGGUUUAAAGUCUACAAAAUGUUUCUUACCGCCGCCAAUUUGGCCAAGGCUAAAUCAAAGACCAUCCUGGUGCAGAUGAUGAGCGCUGCAGGGACGGGCUACUUCUUCAACACAAAGAGAAACCGUCUCAGAGACAAACUGGUGCUGCGCAAACAUGAUCCAUUCGUGAACAAGCACGUCCUAUUCUUUGAGAAGAGGAAGAUCAGAUCAAUUUAACAAGGCACCAAAUUAAAUGGACAAUAUAACUGACUGUUUUUUAUUGUUAUGGAUUACACGAGGUGUUUCGUCAGUCAGCGUUUGUAUUGGGCUGGCUGGCGUUCUGUUGAGGAUUUCUUCUGGGAUCUGUCAAGAGGCCUCUCCUCUCCUCACUGCACCACUUCAGCAUGAUGCAAACCCUGGCUGAGCUUCAAGAAAGUCUCCACUUCCCCCCCAUUUUAAACAAGAAACAACGACUCGUGUAAAAGAGAUGUUUAUUCAAGCUUUACAGUAUCAUUGACUUUCAAUUAUUUUACAACCUCGUAUUUAAUACCUGUAAUAAGCUCUUGUGGAAUAUGAUCUUCUUGGGCUCAUAAAACGUGUUGAUUCUGUCAAUGUCUGACGAUUAAUAAACUGUUAAAAAUGAA